Messenger RNA from Nicotiana tabacum (common tobacco), 2304 nucleotides. The record is from RefSeq and is a predicted model, not a curated record. Lineage: Eukaryota; Viridiplantae; Streptophyta; Magnoliopsida; Solanales; Solanaceae.
AGGCAGUAUCCUCAUUUCUCCUCCACUGUCACUUGUAAAACUUUUCUCAGUCACAAUUGGCUCUCUUUCAAUCCUACACCAUGGCCACGCGCCACCUUCUCAACGUCACGCGCCGCUCUCGAAUCAAUCGUUUUUCCCUUCCACCACCAUGUCUAACACUCUCUUCCCGAUCCACCACCUCCGUAACCACCUCACCACCCUCCUCCCCACCUUCCCCACCUCCCCCAGACUUCAUGAUCUACGAUCGCUUAGCUGAACAAGUCAAAUCAAAGAUCAAACGCCUCGAAGAACCUAACCCUAAGUUCCUCCAGUACAAUUCCCCGCAUCCUACCGCAGCGGAUCACACCUCAAUUCUCUCAUCACCGGAGACUAAAAUCACCACUCUCCCUAACGGCCUACGUGUCGCUACUGAAUCGAACCUGUCAUCCUCAACGGCUACUGUCGGAGUUUGGAUCGACGCCGGAUCUCGAUUCGAAACGGAGGAGAAUAACGGCGUCGCGCAUUUCCUUGAGCAUAUGAUUUUUAAGGGAACGGAGAAACGGCCAAUUAGGGCAUUGGAAGAGGAAAUUGAGAAUAUGGGAGGGCAUUUGAAUGCGUAUACUUCUAGGGAACAGACGACGUAUUUCGCUAAGGUUUUGGGAUCUGAUGUGCCAAAGGCGAUUGAUAUACUUGGGGAUAUUUUACAGAAUUCGCUUUUGGAGGAAGAUAAGAUUGUUCGGGAGCGUAGUGUGAUUCUUCGGGAAAUGGAAGAGGUGGAAAAACAACCCGAGGAAGUCAUCUUUGACCAGUUACAUACUACUGCAUUCCAGUACACUCCAUUGGGUAGAACUAUUCUUGGACCUGCCCAGAACAUUGAGAAAAUGACAAGAGCUCAUAUUCAAGAUUACAUUUCAACCCACUAUGGUGCUCAUAGAAUGGUAAUUUCUGCUGCUGGAGCUGUGAAGCAUGAAGAUGUCGUUGAGCUAGUGAAGAAACAUUUUACAAAACUAUCAUCUAAUCCUAUUACCACUUCCCAAUUGGUGGCAGAUGAGCCAGCAAUAUUUACAGGCUCAGAGAUACGUAUCAUUGACGAUGAUCUGCCUCUUGCUCAAUUCGCUGUUGCAUUUAGUGGAGCAUCAUGGACAGACCCUGAUUCCAUAGCUUUGAUGGUCAUGCAACAAAUGUUGGGAUCAUGGAACAAAACUUCAGGAGGCGGGAAGCACAUGGGUUCAGAGCUUGUCCAAAGGGUGGCCAUUAAUGAAAUAGCUGAGAGUGUGAUGGCAUUUAACACCAACUAUAAAGACACAGGGCUGUUUGGUGUCUAUGCUGAAGCCAAGCCGGAUUGCUUGAGUGACUUAGCUUAUGUCAUCAUGCAAGGGAUAUGCAAGUUAUGUUACAGAGUGUCAGAAGCUGAUGUCGUUCGCGCACGUAAUCAGCUCAAAUCUUCUUUGAUGCUCCACAUUGAUGGAUCGGGCCCUACUGCUGAAGACAUUGGACGGCAGUUAAUCACGUAUGGCCGCAGAAUUCCAUAUGCUGAGUUAUUUUCCAGAAUUGACAGGGUCGAUGCUGACACUGUCAAGCGAGUUGCAAAUCGCUUUAUUUUCGACAGGAGCUUGAGGAAGGUCCCAGUGGUAGAGUGUUAUAUAUGGUUCAACUCCUGCAAAAUGAGACUAUAAAAUACAACAAAUAAUACAGAUAGGGAACCUGAUACAAAGCCUCUCAGUGCUCAGAACAAGUCAAAUAUCUGGCACAAGUUCCAAUGAAAUCAGUUAAAGGAACGACAGAGGCAUCAGUUAGAGGGAACAUAUAGAGAUCAGUUCCUAUGAUGACAGUACAAGUCAAAUCUAACAGCUGUUAAAGCUGCUAUACUGUAUACGCAACAAUACAACAACACUGUUGAAGCAUGCAGUGUACUGGUCGCUCCCUUGCAUCAUCUUGAUGACCUCACUCUUAUAUUAUCAACAUGAGGCAAGGAAUUCAACACACACUUGCAAAACCUAAAAUUGAUUUUCUCUCUCAAGUGUGCAACCACCUUCAUUCUAUCCAAGGCAUUGAAGAACAAAGCAACAACAUAACAAAGGAUUAGGUCCCAACAUUGAUUAUGUCGUAUGUCCUUUAGUAUUGUUGUGUCUUUGUAUUGAGUUAUAAAUUGUAAUUCCUACUCAGCUUGUUUAGAAGCAUUUCGUAGGACAUCUUUUAAACCAUAUUCUGUGUCGUUGUUUUGACUAGAGUUAGUCAAAUGAUUAGCUUUGUAAUAGAGUUAUUACAAAGAGACUUACAAUAUAGUUAUUGUGAGUAGGUGAGAGAUUAAGAGUUUAAUUCCUA